AGACACUCUGUCUUUUCUAGUCACUUUCUAGUUAUUAACAAUACUACUGAUAACAUUAAUAAGUAUUUUUAGAUUUUUACUUAAUUUUAAAUAUUUAUUUUAAAAGUUGUUGAGUUUAGAUUCAAGUGAUGCUUUCGUACAGAUAGUGGAAAAACUUUAAAAAGUUGCAACAAUUACCGAAUCGUUCAGUGAAGUUUAAUAAACAACAUUUACUGGAUUUCAGUGUUUUUGAAGAAUCAAACUGUAUUCAGGUGGGUCGAGGAGAAUUAUGCGUGGGGCGUGCGCAUGCGCUGUGGUGUGCGCACUGGUCGCGCUGUGCGCCGCCGAGACGGGCUCACCGCGCGCCGCGCUGGACGACGCCACGCGCGCCGCCGCCGAGCGCCAGCUGCUGGCGCUGCUGGGGCUGCCGCGCAAGCCCACGCCGCCGGCGCCCGCGCCGCCCGUGCCCAAGGCGUUGCGCGUGCUCUACGACGAGCGCGGCGCGCUGCCCGCGACCGCUGCCAAUACCGCCCGCUCCUUCCAUCAUACGCCUACGCGGCUCGACGAGCGGUUCCCGCACGAGCAUCGCUUUCGCCUGUACUUCAACGUGACCGGUGUGCCCGCGGACGAAGUGGCGCGCGGUGCCGAUCUCACAUUUCAUCGCGCCGACGGUGCGAUUACCGCUCAACGCUUGCUACUCUACGACGUAGUCAAGCCCGGGCGUCGCGGCCGCACGGAACCCAUCUUGCGGCUUCUCGACUCUGUGCCGCUGCGGCCCGGCGCCGAAGUCGUACGGGCCGAUGCCGUCGGCGCUGCGCGCCGGUGGCUCACCGAACCGACAGAGAAUCAUGGACUGUUAGUGCGUGUAAUCGAGCAGAACGAGAAUGGCACGGAUGCGCGACAGCCGCACGUGCGAGUGCGGCGACGAGCCGAUGAAAGCAUCGAGCAGUGGCACGGGUUGCAGCCGCUGUUGCUAUUGUACACAGAAGAUGAGCGUGCCCGGGCGGCACGCGAGCGAGGGGAGACGAUACUCACGCGCAACAAGCGAGGCGCCGCGAGACGCGGCCACAGAGCGCAUCACCGCCGUAAAGAGGCGCGUGAAAUUUGCCAGCGAAGGCCGCUGUUCGUGGACUUCGCCGACGUCGGGUGGAGUAAUUGGAUCGUCGCGCCGCACGGCUACGACGCGUAUUAUUGCCAGGGCGACUGCCCGUUCCCGCUGGCGGACCACUUGAACGGCACGAACCACGCGAUCGUGCAGACUCUAGUGAACUCAGUGAAUCCGGCCGCCGUGCCGAAGGCGUGCUGUGUACCGACGCAGCUCUCGUCCAUCUCCAUGUUAUAUUUGGACGAACAGAACAAUGUGGUGCUCAAAAAUUAUCAGGACAUGAUGGUGAUGGGUUGCGGUUGCCGAUGACGAAGGCGCCGGCCCCGUGCGGACCUAGUGAUACUCGUGGACCCAGUGUACAUAUAGUAGUAGUGGCCUCGAUUUGUACAUAUCUAUCUGUGUAUAUAUACGUGUAAUUAUUAUUUUAUUGAAAUGAAGAUGUAAUAAAACAUUAAUUUUAUACAA
Leguminivora glycinivorella is the source of this 1549-nucleotide messenger RNA. RefSeq names its product protein decapentaplegic-like. Gene Ontology annotation, cellular component: extracellular region. Gene Ontology annotation, biological process: SMAD protein signal transduction; BMP signaling pathway. The coding region runs from base 269 to 1393 and encodes 374 amino acids. The record is from RefSeq and is a predicted model, not a curated record. NCBI's taxonomy places the organism in Eukaryota, Metazoa, Arthropoda, Insecta, Lepidoptera, Tortricidae. Gene Ontology annotation, molecular function: cytokine activity; growth factor activity. The transcript is spliced from 2 exons.